CGGAAUCUGAUUUCGGUCAAAGUUUUCAACGAUAUCUGAUUCCAUUUCUGGGGAUAAAGGUGCAGAAGAGAGCGACUCUGGUGUAGAGAUUAGCCUGACGAAGCAAGCCUACUCUGAGAUGACUGAUCACUCUGCUUCUUCCUCCGAAGCAACCACUUAUUUGCUUCUUAAAGAAACCCAGAUGAUCACUGUGGAUGCUGCAAUUGGUUACGCAUCUCGUCAACGCAAUAGGGUUAAGGAAACAUCUUUCUCUGAGCCGUUCUCUAAAGAAGGCGAGGAAUUUGGAGAUGUUGAGCACAAGAUUGAUGAUACUGAUGGGAAAGAAAGAUUCGAUUUUGAGGAGAAGGAACAAGAAUCCGAGGCUCAGAGACUUUUGGAGGCAGAAAAGAAAAUAUUUUUGGCUAAAAUUGAAGUUGGGUCAAUCUUCGAAAAGAAUGGGAAUGGUUCUAAAGAUGUUCUUGGGGACAACACUGCUCUUGUUAAGAGAUCUUUGAAGAUCGAGUUAAUUGAUGAUACUGCGUUUGUUGGUGUUGUUCCUUUGUACAAGAAAAGUAACGAUCAUCCUAAAAGACCAAGAAAGCACAAGAAGAUUGGAGAGAAACCAAUUGAUGGGGGAAAACAUAAGGGAGAUGCAUCAACCAGACUUUCUGAAUAUCAUAAUCAUGAUGAGAACAAUGGGAAGCAGUUUAGGAUAUUGUACUCUAGAAAACAGAUGGAGUCGAUGAGGUUUGCCCACAUUGUGAAUCAGAAGAAACUGUGGAGUGAGAUGUAUGCUCGGCUUCUACCUGAGGUGGUGACUGACUAUGAAAGUCUAGUUAGUCAUUGGGAUUGGGGUCUUCUGAAGAAGAGUGCAAGUGUUCGUGCGGAAAAACCAUUAGAGGUUGGAGAUAAAGAAGUCAUCAUCAUGGCAAAUAGACUCAUCACCAUCACCGGUAGAUAGAUACUUUGGCCAAAUGGGACAGUAAAUCAUAUGUGUGAAAGGAGACUAGCUCUCUCCAGCUUGACUUAAAUGGGUUGCCCGAAUGGGUUUUUAAGGGACCACCACACACUGAUGUGUCAUUUUAGUUCUGUUUUGAAUCUACCUUUCUUGUGCUGUUAUUUUUCAAAUGUACUAUUCGAGUUAUGUAGAAAACUCUGAUAACAGUACAUUUUAGAAAUUUCUCUAUU
This is a messenger RNA of Eutrema salsugineum, 1167 nucleotides long. RefSeq lists its product as uncharacterized. Bases 119 to 940 code for a protein of 273 amino acids. The transcript is spliced from 2 exons. The record is from RefSeq and is a predicted model, not a curated record. Lineage: Eukaryota; Viridiplantae; Streptophyta; Magnoliopsida; Brassicales; Brassicaceae.